Messenger RNA from Mytilus trossulus (common blue mussel), 1068 nucleotides. RefSeq lists its product as uncharacterized. The transcript has a single exon. The record is from RefSeq and is a predicted model, not a curated record. Lineage: Eukaryota; Metazoa; Mollusca; Bivalvia; Mytilida; Mytilidae. The coding region runs from base 1 to 1068 and encodes 355 amino acids.
AUGAAAGAACAUUUACAAACAGUCAAAACAAAAAUUUCCAAACUGCAAUCUUUCCUAGGUGUACAUAAGAUUGAACAACAACUACAUCAAUGUCAACGUUACAUUGAAGAUCUAGAAAAAGAUGAAAGGACCAAAGAAUUUGACAUCAAAAUGAAGCAAAAUGGUGAGAUAGAAAACAUACUAAGCAAAUUAGUUUCAUUAGAAUCUAUAGGAGAAGUUAUAGUUGUAAAGACAGAAAUGAACUUGAAUAAAGAAACCAGUUUAAGGAGGAAAGCACAAGUGAAAUCACAAGAACAAUCAAACAUAAACAACAUGACAAUGACUAUUGAGAGAAAGAUAGAGAUCACGCGAAGGGAGGAUAUUAUUGACAUUAUUUGUCUGAUUGAUGGAAGAGUUGUAUUAGUUGAAUUUUAUGGUAAAGUUUACCUUCUUACUUCUGAUGGCAAACUUCAGAAACAGUUACCUAUACUUGGGGGAGCGAUCAGUGUUACACAGAUCAAUCAAGACACUAUUGCCAUAACUUAUCCUGUUGAGAAAGCCAUUAAGAUCUUCAAUAUAGCGGAUGAAACCGUUAUAAAAGUUUUAAAAUUAGAUAAACAAUGCUACGGUUUAUCAUUUUCAAAUAAUUCUCUGGCUGUAGGUUUGAGUACAGAUGAAAUCCGUAUCAUAGACAUGGAAGGAAACACUCUGAGGUCAAUGCAAGUUCAAUGUGAACCAAGCUAUAUUAAUCUUUGUUACUGUAAUAAAAGAGUAAUCUAUUGUGAACGAAACAUGAAAGCAAUAUACUGUAUUGAUGAAUCUGGUAAACAGAUCUGGCAGUAUAAACAGGAUUUAACAGGACCACAUGGACUUUGUAUAGAUACUUAUGGAAACACCAUUGUAGUUGACUAUAAAACUCAUAAAAUAAGAGUAAUAUCAAAAGAUGGACAAGAUAGUAAAGUACUGAUUAGUAAAGAGUAUGGACUGAUGUAUCCACAGUUGAUCUGUUUUAAACAUAAUGAGUCGUCAGGUUUUAUUUGUGGUUAUAAUGGCACAUACUUGGCCAAAUUUAAUUUGUCAUUUGAAUAA